This is a messenger RNA of Suillus clintonianus, 1223 nucleotides long. RefSeq lists its product as uncharacterized. Bases 102 to 1073 code for a protein of 323 amino acids. The transcript has 10 exons. NCBI's taxonomy places the organism in Eukaryota, Fungi, Basidiomycota, Agaricomycetes, Boletales, Suillaceae. The record is from RefSeq and is a predicted model, not a curated record.
CAGGUUGCUUAAUAGGUUAUCUUAUCUAAACCGUGCGGCGUAUAGAUCGAGAGAGUUCUCACUAGGUGCUCAGCAAGCGACGUUAGCAUCCUGAACGAUUCAUGGCAGUCGCGCAAUCUCUGGAAUACCUAUCUCAGGCGCAGGUUGACAAGUUCUAUAGGGAUGGGUACUUAAUCGUCCCUCAUUUUCUCUCUCACGACCAGACGAGUUCUCUUUUGAUGCGGGCAAAGGAGCUUCUUGGUGCAUUUACACCAGAGGACCAUCCCCUGACCAAAUUCACAACAUCGGAUAAGGACCACGUCGGUGACGACUACUUUCUGACUUCAGGCGAUAAGAUCCGCUAUUUCCUUGACGAAGAUGCUGUCGACAGUAGUGGGAAGCUUACCAGGGAUAAGACAAGGGCAGUGAAUAAGAUCGGUCACGCCCUGCACGAAUUGGACCCUGUGUUCCGGGACGUUACUCUGGAAAACGACCGACUGAAGGCUCUAGCCCGCGAUCUGCGAUUCCACCACGAUCCAGUUGCAUUGCAAUCGAUGGUUAUAUUCAAACAGUCUCAGACCGGUGGCGCAGUGCCCGAACAUAACGACUCUACGUUUCUUUACACGUCACCCCCAAGUGCUCUUGGGUUUUGGAUAGCUCUUGAGAAGUGCACACCCACGAACGGCGCCCUGUCAUUCUUGCCCGGGUCCCAUCUAACAACUCCGAUCACGAAGAGAUUUAUACGUUUACCAGGAGGUGGCACCGGUUUCGAGCAGCUUGCCACCCCUCCGACUCCUUCGUCCGACCUAAAGGAGGAAACGAGCGAGAUUGCGCCAGAAGGUACAUCAGAAGGAAAAUAUGUGCUGGAAGUUUGCGAGCCAGGUGAUCUUGUCCUCAUCCACGGCAGUGUCCUUCACAAGUCAGAGCGUAAUACUAGUGCUCAUACAAGAUUUGCAUAUACUUUCCACAUGAUUGACUCCUCCCCUUACGUCAAAUACGACGAGAAGAACUGGCUUCAGCCUACUGAAGCAAUGCCUUUCUCCAGAAUCUUGGACGUACCAAAUGGAAGUACUCUUUCCACUGCUGUACAUUAGCCAGAUGAAUAUUUGUCUGUUUAGAAGAUUGUUGUGCACGAGAAAUUCAGUUGCUAACAUACUAUCUUCGUAUUGCCCAAAUAUUUAUCCAUACACCAUGCUGUAAUAACAUAUUACAAUACUUGAACUUUUGCCCUGGACAGCAGAGUC